Molecule: messenger RNA, 3285 nt
Organism: Micropterus dolomieu (smallmouth bass)
Lineage: Eukaryota; Metazoa; Chordata; Actinopteri; Centrarchiformes; Centrarchidae
Product: docking protein 6-like
Exons: 5
Coding region: 16-618 (200 amino acids)
Biological process (GO): positive regulation of MAPK cascade; cell surface receptor protein tyrosine kinase signaling pathway
Cellular component (GO): cytoplasm
Source: RefSeq, a predicted model, not a curated record
UUCAACGUGUACCUGAUGCCCACCCCUAACCUGGACAUCUACGGGGAGUGCACCAUGCAGAUCACCCAUGAAAACAUCUACCUGUGGGACAUUCACAACGCUCGCCUCAAACUUGUCAUGUGGCCUCUUAGCUCCCUGCGCAGAUACGGACGAGACUCCACAUGGUUCACUUUUGAGUCCGGAAGGAUGUGUGACACAGGAGAGGGUUUGUUCACGUUCCAGACGCGGGAAGGGGAGAUGAUCUACCAGCGGGUCCACUCUGCCACGCUGGCCAUUGCCCAGCAGCAUGAGAGGAUGAUGGAGGAGAUGGAGAAGAGCUCCCAGAUCCACUCCAGAGAGACACUAACCAAGUCCAUCUCUCUGCCACGCAGCGCCUACUGGCAGCACAUCACGCGUCAGAACAGCGUGGGAGAUCUCUACAGUUACCAAGGGAGUGGUGGAAGGAAAAGACUAGUGAACAGAGGAAGUGGCCUGACAAUGACUUUCAUCCCUCGAGCACAGACGUUCCCCAGCUUUCUGUCUGAUGAGCCAGAACAGGAGGAGAGCCAGCACCAGGAAGAGGCGCCAUCGCCCUCUAGUGGCUGUGAAUCCAGUUGCAGCCUGAAACCCCUUCAAUGACAGAGAAUUGCUCCACCAAAACUGGACUCUUUACCCACUACUGUAGAAAGGAUGUAGAAAUAUGUAUAGUGACAUGUGUAAUAUAUCAUUUCCCAGUGAUACUGAAAGAGUAGUGUAAACUGUAGAGCAAGCGGUACAUGAAAAGGGUCCUGAAAAGGAAGAUGUCCUUUGUUCUUUUUGUAUGUUGUGUGACAGCAGCAUUAGCUUCAAAGAUUGCACCAAAAAUCCUGUUAGUGUAGUUUGAAAGUGUUUUGUGUUGUCAUUACGCUGUUAAAGCUAGCCGGACCCUCUUUUAUAAAUCAGUGUACUAUACUGUACAAGAAGUUACAAACAUACAAAGGUCCACUGUAAAACAAUGUCCAAAAAGGCUUUUGUUCCAAAAAUGUAAGAAAUCACACCAGACUCCAACAAUGUGCCGCCUCAGCAACCAUUUCAAUCGAAUCUCCACCAUUUUUGACACACAUUUUCUCCCAUACGUACUGUACUUUGCUCCCUCUCAAGAAUGUGAAAUUGAUCAAUGCCUUACACAGAAACAGCUCGACUUUGAUGGCAGUGAUGAAUCAGCUAAAGACCUUAAUCGGUUACAACCAGCAAAGUGAAAAAGUCGUUCAGAAAUGUGCUUCAAGGAUAUGGGAGUGGACUGUCGUGUCAGAAAUGAUGGAAUGCAACCUUCUCACAAGCCUCUGCUUUAAACUGCCAACCCUACAUUACACUAGCAGAGCAAUUUGGGUUUUAAUAGCUUCCUAGCUCUUCUCCAGCCUCGCAUACGGUAUAUGAUAACGGGUUCAUUAGCAAAGGAGAGAUGUUGGUGACCUGUGGGCGAGUUAUGCAAGGCAGAAGUAAAUCAUGGCAUCACGGGACUCAGAUGUGGGUUGUGGCAAAAAAAACAAACAUCAUAGUAAUUUUGGCCCUGCUCGUAUGUUAUGUUCAUACAAGAUUAAAGUUUGAAGAUUAAAAAUUGCAUCACUAUAUAUUUUACUGAGAAAAUCUGUGCUCAGUAAAAUACAAAAAAAGGAAUUGUUGAGCAUUUUUUUUGGGAAAUGCACUUAUUUGCUUUCUUGCAGAGAGUUAUAUACCACUCUCAUGUCUGUACAAUAACUAUGACUACAGCCAGCAGAUAGCUUAGCUUUGCACAAAGCCUGGAAUCAGCUAGGUAACACAAUCUGCCUACCUGGACCUGUAAAACCACGGCUUGCUGUUUUUAUACUUUGGGUUUCAUAUGGAAUAAACAAAUAAGCUAUAUUGUGUUAAUUAGUGAGCCUUAGAGGUGCUGGUAGGCAAAUUCAGUUACCAUAGCUGGGCUAGGUUUUUCUCCAUUUUCCAGUCUAUGUGCCAAGCUAAUUAUGCUCACCAGCUGUUAACUUCAUAUUAAACAUAUAGAAAUGAGAGUGGUGUUGAUCUUCUCAUCUUACUCUUGUCAAGAAUACAAAAAAGCACAUUUCCCAAAAUGUCAAAGUAUUGAUCCUUUAAAAACUAAUGAAAUGGCUCAUCAUUCACAAUGUCACACAUCAUUUCUGUCCCAGUAGGCUACCUUAUUUUUAAGAGUGUCAGAUACCUUAUACCAUCUUGUUUUCCAGUCAUUAGCAAAAGUAUGAACUAGAAAGAAAUUAUACUAGUGGUCAUUGUUACUAAAAUAGCCAAAAUCAGCAAAAGACCUAUAAAAUAUUUUCAGUGAAUCCUUUCUGUAGCAUGUGAGUGAAAUGUGUCACUGAGUAUAAGUCCACAGUGACAGUAAUGUUCUCUGGAUUGUCCUCCUUCAGUAAGAAGUGCCUUCCGACACAGACCGCAGAUUGUGAGACCUAACUGCUUUGGGCUUUGAGUUUACCAUUGUGGACAGAAUUUAGCUCUGUAUUGUCAAAACAUUUUGAAAAGUCUUAAGUUUCUCUUAAAUACUGUAGACCCGGCUGUGGAAUGACUUGUCCCACCUGAAACCCAACCAGAGUGCUUUUAGAAAGUUGACAAUCACACUUCAUCUCUUGAAAUGGUUGUGGUAAAAGUGGUUGUUGGUAUGUCAAAGAAGGACCCAGCAACAACUCUGAAAUAAAAAAGGAAUCCAAUGACAAUCAUUUUGAGGCAGCAAAGCAUUCAUUCAAACUUAAUCACUUCUUUUAAUGUGUUUUUUAUUGUUAAUGUUUAGAAAUAGAUUCCCGUAGAACAGGAGUACAAGCACUAAUUUUGUGUUGAAGUUAAGUUUUGCAGUCAGUCACUUUAUCUUGUAUUUAAAAGAGCUCAACUUCCUCAUUAAUUUGAGCCUCAAAGUGCCCAUCUACACAUGUGUCUGCAUCUCAAAGCCCACAGUGACAUAUCCGGCCACAUGUCCACCAUAGAUGUGUUGAGUGUGGUUAACAAAUGUGUGUAUACUAGUUACCCUACAUCUGGACCAUUAGAGCCAUACUAACUGAGAAGACUGGAGAAAGUUCUAGAUGAAAUGUGUUUACCAUUCGCAAUUUUUGUUGUUAUUGUAUGUAUGAAAUCAUCAUGAUUUCUGCUAUAGUAACUAAAGGAUUGUUUGUGUCCACCAUGUUUUGGGUUCUGUUACCGUCAGAUUAUAUGUUAAUAGCACUUUGAUUACAUUGAGCGUAGGACUACAGUUUUCACAAAAUGUACAUAUGUAAUGUUUUUGAUGACAAGGUAAUAAGAUAAGGUAAUAAAUUGAAUGUUCUAUCA